Molecule: messenger RNA, 3901 nt
Organism: Erinaceus europaeus (western European hedgehog)
Lineage: Eukaryota; Metazoa; Chordata; Mammalia; Eulipotyphla; Erinaceidae
Gene: FAM120B
Product: family with sequence similarity 120 member B
Exons: 10
Coding region: 20-2623 (867 amino acids)
Cellular component (GO): nucleus
Source: RefSeq, a predicted model, not a curated record
GUGCCUCCCGGGCCCCGAGAUGGGGGUGAGAGGUCUGCAGGGCUUUGUGGGCAGCGCCUGCCCACACAUUUGCACGGUGGCAGACUUCCGAGAGCUGGCGGGCCGGCACCGGAGCCGGCACCCCGGGAGCACCCCCACCCUCGUGGUGGAUGCCAUGUGCUGUCUGCGGUACUGGUACACGCCCGAGUCCUGGGUCUGCGGCGGCCAGUGGCGAGAGUACUUCUCUGCGCUGCGCGAGUUCGUGAGAGCCUUCGCGACGGCUGGCAUCAAACUGGUGUUCUUCUUUGAUGGCACGGUGGAGCAGCACAAGAGGGACGUGUGGGUCAAGCGCAGGCUCAAGAACAACAGGGAGAUAGCCAGGGUCUUCCACCACGUCAAGUCCCGGCGGGAGCAGCCCGGCAGAAGCAUGUUCUUCAUCCCCUCAGGGCUGGCCAUCUUCACCCGCUUCGCCCUCAAGUCCCUGGGCCAGGAGACCCUGUGCUCGCUCCAGGAGGCCGACUACGAGGUGGCCUCGUACGGCCUCCGGCACCACUGUCUCGGGAUUCUCGGAGAAGAUACCGACUACUUAAUCUAUAACACCUGCCCCUACUUCUCCAUCAGCGAGUUCUGCCUGGAGACCCUCAAGACCGUCAUGCUAUGCAGGGACAAGCUGUGUGAGAGCCUGGACCUUCACCUGACAGACCUUCCGCUGCUGUCCUGCCUGCUGGGCAACGACAUCGUCCCAGAGGGCGUGUUCGAAAGCUUCCGGUACAGGUGCCUGUGCGCCUACACCUCUGUGAAAGGGAACGCCGACAGGAAGGGCAGCGUCAUCUUGGCCGUGGCGGACCACAUAGCUAAGGUCCUCCGCCUGCACCGAGGCCAGAAAAGACUGGAAGACAUGCUCCCUCUGGGGCCCCACAGAGCCCUUUUCUAUAAAGGAAUGGCGUCGUAUCUUCUGCCCGGCCAGAAUUCCCCAUGGUUUUUCCAGAAGCCCCAAGGUGUGGCAGCUUUGGAUAAGCAGGUGGCGUUCGUGUGUCCAGACCCCGGAUCCCAGCAAGAAGUUCCUGCGAGUACUGAGCCGGAGUCCCAGCAAGGGGUUCUUGUGAGUACUGACUCUGCACCCAGGCAAGACACGGCCACGUGUGCAGACCUCGCUUCGAAGCAAGGAGCUCCCCUGAGUUCGGACCUUGAAUCCAAGCAAGAAGUCCCCACGUGCACAGAUCCUGACUCUCAGCGAGAAAUGCCCGUGAGUGCUGACGCCGGGUCCAAGCAAGAAACGCCCAUGAGUAUCGACCCUGCAGCCGAGCAAGACAUUGCUGCGUGUGCGGGUCCUUGUCCUAAGCCAGAAGUUCUUGCCUGUGCGGACCUGGAGCCCAUGCAAGGAAUCCCUGCGUGCGCAGACCCCGCUUCCGUACAGAACCUGCCAGCGGGUGCAGAUCCUGAACUGGAGCCAGAAGCUCCGGUCAAGCAGGCAGAUUUCAUGGGGAUGGAUCCUGAAGUCAAGCAGCAGGCCCUGGUGGCAGACCCUGACAUCCUAGAGGUAUGUAGACGCCCGCCCGUGCCGUCUGUCUGUCUGUCUGGUUACAGACGUGCCCGCUGCUGGGUCUGCCCGGGAGCAGGUAAACAGGUGGCCAGGACACGCCACGUCCGGGCCGAGACCUACCUGGUAUACAACAUCAUGAGCGGCGGGGAGAUCGAGUGCAGCAACACCCUGGAGGACGCACUGGACCAGGCGCUGCCCAGCCAGGCCUUUGUCUUCCGGCCCGUGCGGCAGCGCGUCUACUCCCUCCUGCUGGGGCCCGGCGCAGAUGGCGCCCGCACCUGCCCCGCGGUCAAGGAGUGGUUUGUGUACGCCGGCAACCCGCUGAAGCAGCCCGACCUCGUCAGGCCUCUGCCCAUCAGCAUCCCAGGGGGGAUGCCUAGUCUGAGAUCACUGUGGCUGGACCAAGGCCCCCAGGUAGAAGCCCAGCGCCUGGAUGCACUCCUGGCCUGCUUCGACCUUUCCUCCGCCAGAGAAGAGCUGCAGGCCGUGGAAGGCCCCUUCCAGGCGCUGUGCUGCCUCUUGAUGUACCUCUUCGUGCAGGUGGACACGCUGUGCCUGGAGGACCUGCAUGCCUUCAUCGCGCAGGCGCUGUGCCUGCCGGGGAAGUCCACCGUGCAGCUCGAGGACCUGGAGCCCGACUACAUCGACUCCAGGGCCGUGCAGCUUGGCUCCCUGCUGGUCCGCGGCCUCACCACCCUGGUGCUGGUCAACGGUGCCUGCGGCUCUCCCUGGCUGCUCAGCGACCUCAUGCCCUGGAACGUGUUUGAUGGGAAGCUGUUUCACCAGAAGUACCUGCAGGCUGAGAAAGGGUACUCGGUGGAGGCACUGCUGGAGCAGAACCGGUCUCGGCUCAGCAGAUUCCAGGCCCUGAAGUCAGCCGUGUGCAAGGCCUGCGCACAAGAGAACAGACGCAUCAGCAGCAGGCAGCCCUGGCGCUCACACCACACAGGCAGGUGGGGACGGCAGGAGUCCAGUUCCCACAGGACGAGCUCCGGGCACAGCCGGUCAAGCACAGGACAGUCGUGGCGAGAGCAAGGGAGUCGGCAGUAUGAGUCUGACCCACGGAGGAGGCACUCGGGGUCUUCUGGGUGGUCCAACUGAGGCUCUGCUGGGACGGGACAGAGCCUACCUCGUGUGCACAGAGGCUCUUCCACCCUUGGGCGUCAUUUGGACAUAAAAGCAACACACCGGUGGUCCGGGAGGUGGCGCAGUGGAUAAAACACUGGAUUCUCAAGCAUGAGGUCCCAAGUUCAAUCCCUGGCAGCACAUGGACCAGAGUGAUGGCUGGUUCUUUCCUCCUGUCUUUCUCAUAAAUAAAUAAAUAAAUAAAUAAAUAAAAUUCUGUAGAAAAAAUCAGCACACCGCACUCAUCCUGCAGUGGGCACUUAACCGCAGGACGGCUUGCAGGCUCUGGGGAAGCAGGGCCCAGGCUUUGUCUGCUGUGGAGACCGCGCCGAGCCUCUCCCCGACACGGGGACAGGGAAUGGCUGUCCUGCAGGAAGAGAAGGAAGACGCAAGUGGUGGCGUGUCCAGAGCCUCCUGUGACUGCUGCCCACAGCCGCCCGACAGACCUGGGCUGGAGGGUUUGUCUCAGCAGCCGGGCCCACGGGUUCCGCGGUGCCCGCGACCUACCAGGACCCGCGCGAGCAGCCGCUGUCUCUGCUCCUUGUUGGAUCUGGUCAGAGGAGCCCUUCUGCGUUUUGUUCAGACGGGUUUGUGCAGGGCGAGUUGGCCGGCCGGCCUGCCUGAAGCAAGCAUGUGCGUGUGCGAGCUCACGACGGCGCCGAGGACAGCAGCACAGCCGCCCCGCCCAGCGUUGCUCAGCCCCGGGACCCGCCGGCCCAGGGCCAGCUGUGGACUUGUGGCUGGGCGUCACGGGGAGCCACCUGCCCUCCUCAGCUUCCGCUCUCCCUGUGGGCCUGUCACCACGGUUCCCGGGGGAGACACGCAGACCUCCAGGGGGCCCCCCCAGCCCACCUCUUCCCGGCCACGUACCCUGUGCGGUCUCCGCCACCCUGGCGUUCCCCUCAGUUGGGAUUCCUUGCGAGGAAGGAGCGGUAUUUCUGCUUGCCCAUCCGCUACCGCUCCUCUGCGGUAUACGUGGCUCCUUCUCCGUGUGGCUCUGGGGCCAGAUGGCACGGCAAGACGUGAGCAGCGCUCCCCUGCCCGCCCCUCCCCAGGCAGUGCCAGUGUGACCUCCCCCGGGGGCGCUGCAGAACCACUGCCCAUGGGGCGGGUGUCCAGGCUGGCGGCCCUUCCUCACCCCCAACUUGGGUGCCAUGGGGCUUCUGCCAUAGCUGUGUGUGUGUCAAGCCCGUCUCCAAGAAUGGCUUCCCGUGUCACGUAAUGUCUGACAAUAAAAAAGCGAUGGCUGGCAAA